GGAGGGUCAUAGUUCUUAUUGAGCGAGACGUGCCUGCUCCUCUAGCACCUGUCCUUCCCAGUUCUCCAGCAUGAUGUGUCUGUGGUUCCCUGGAGGCUCCUGGAGCUGUUCCCCGACAGCUCUGACAGUGAUACUGAUGAUGCUGAGCCCUCCCCUGGCUUUGGGUAGGGACACCCGACCACGUUUCCUGGAGCAGGUUAAGUCUGAGUGUCAUUUCCACAACGGGACGGAGCGGGUGCGGUUCCUGGAGAGAUACAUCUACAACCGGGAGGAGUACGUGCGCUUCGACAGCGACGUGGGGGAGUACCGGCCGGUGACGGAGCUGGGCCGGCCGAGCGCCAAGUACUGGAACAGCCAGAAGGACCUGCUGGAGCAAAAGCGGGCCAAGGUGGACACGUACUGCAGACACAACUACGGGGUCGGCGAGAGCUUCACCGUGCGGCGGCGAGGUGAGCGCGGGGGGAGAGCGAUGGGGCCUGUGAGCGAGUGGAAGUUACGAGGCGCGGGCGAGAGCGCUGCCGGGACGGUGCGUGGCUGUCGUGGGAGGGCUGCGGGGGGCGUCGGCUGUCCGCGGUGGCCGCCGUGGGAGAGGCGAUGGCAGGGAGGCGGCGGCACCGUGACUGCCGGGGCCCUCGGAGAUGCGGGGAGAGCACAGUCUGAAUCUGCGCAGAGCAAGAUGCUGAGUGGAGUCGGGGGCUUUGUUCUGGGUCUGCUCUUCCUUGGGGUAGGGCUGUUCAUCUACUUCAGGAACCAGAAAGGACACUCUGGACUUCAGCCAACAGGACUCCUGAGCUGAAGUGAAGAUGUUGACACUCAAGGAGGAAAUUUCUGUCCCAGCUUCGCAGCAUGAAGAGGUCUCCUGCUUGGCUUAUUCUUCCACAAAGAGAGUGCUUUCUCAGGACCUUCCACAAGGAGAGUGCUUUUGCUCCUGGUUCACUGACCCUGCAGAAAAUGUCCUCCCUGAUGGCUUCUUCAGCCCUUGUGCUUGGCCUGGACGUCCCAGUGUUGACUCAGCACCUUAUGUCCAUUCUUUCCUGGUCCCCUUUGUACCCAACCCUUACUGCCUCCUGUGCAUCUGAACUCAUCUUGUGCUGAAUUACUUUAUUAAAUUUUUCUCAAAUAAACGUGGA
This is a messenger RNA of Propithecus coquereli (Coquerel's sifaka), 1130 nucleotides long. Its product is annotated as HLA class II histocompatibility antigen, DRB1-4 beta chain-like. Lineage: Eukaryota; Metazoa; Chordata; Mammalia; Primates; Indriidae. Gene Ontology annotation, biological process: peptide antigen assembly with MHC class II protein complex; immunoglobulin production involved in immunoglobulin-mediated immune response; antigen processing and presentation of exogenous peptide antigen via MHC class II. Gene Ontology annotation, cellular component: MHC class II protein complex; late endosome membrane; lysosomal membrane. The record is from RefSeq and is a predicted model, not a curated record. The transcript has 5 exons. Gene Ontology annotation, molecular function: MHC class II protein complex binding. Bases 71 to 796 code for a protein of 241 amino acids.